AGGCUUUAAAAGAAUAUAAAAUUUAUGAUAUAAACAGUAGAAGGCCAGCAGAGCUUGAAAGAGCGGGCUGUUGCCCAAGGAACGUGUUGACGUCACAGUUACAUUUUUUCACGUUCAUUGAAGGGAACGAUUGACAGUUGGGACAUUUAACAGGAUGUCUAGAUACAAAAUGGAUAUGACAGUGUAUUUUUUUGAAAUCGUUGUGAUAUUUUUUCUGUCUCAAGGAUACAGCGGGGAAACAGCACUAAACGUGACGUCUGUCGUUUUCAACGCAACCGGAGUGAACAGCGGACUUUCUGUACAGGUGGAAUUUAGUGGCUCACCCACGAUUACAUGUCUCAUUGAUAGCAGCCUUAGAAGCGGCGGGGAUGAGGAGGAAGUCGACAUCAUUGAGAUUUCAGAAUCAGACCCGUCUCCUCUUGAGACUAACGUUCGUAUAAAUGGGUAUUAUAAUUUAUACAUCUUAGUUGUUGAUGAUGACGAAUUUGAUACGGAAACCCAGACAGACUAUUACCUCGGAGACGCUAUAACAGCGAUAGAUAUCAGUAACAACGCUAAUGGAUUUAUAAUACCUGUCAUUUCACCGGUAACCGCUGAUGUUAAUUACGCGGUCUAUUUUCUUACAGGAACAGAUGUUAAUAUCACCUUUACACUUCUAAACAGUUCAUGGACGUUCCAAGAACCUUUUGUUUCCAAUGAAACGCAAACUAUUUUGAUUAAUCGAUCGAACUUUCCGACGUCAGGACUCUACACAUUAGUCGUGAAUUUGACGAGCCCGUUACAUACAAGCGGCAUAGUGAAAUAUAGUGUGUUAGCUGUGCAAGAACCUCUCGAUGUAACCAGUGUUUCUCUACAGGGAUACUCUACAGAUAUUGAUCCCAUACACGUCAUGGUUGGCCAGGAAUUCCAAGUGGCAGUUCAGUUAUUAGCUGGCGAUAGUCUUACGUUUACGCUUACGGUUGAACAAGAUAAUACUACAAUUGACCUCACGGGAAACCACUGUACAGGAAAAAUAACGUCAAAUGAACUCAAUUAUACGUUCACCUCUACCGGAUCGUAUAAUCUGACUGUUGACAUUUCAAAUUAUGUCAGCAAUUAUACUGAAACAAUCGCGGUGGAAGUAAUUUACGAAGUAAAUUAUUUAACUGUCGAUGUAACACCUAUACCGGUAGUUUUGCUCUCCACUGAGACGGUAACCUACACAGUGACAGUUGCAGACACUGCAAACUUGCCAAUGGGAAACGUCACAUGUAAUGUGGAAUCAGAUAAUGGCCAUACAACAGGGUCGAUGGAAUUUGAUAUGUCAGCAUCCGAUUAUGCUUCUCUGUCUAAAACAACAGACAUAGUGGAAGCAAGAUAUGUCGAAGGAUGGUAUGAAAUAACUGUCAACUGUUCUAACCAGCUUCCAUAUGAGGUAAACUCUAUUAAAACAUAUUACUCUUUCAAGCAACUGGUAAAGGUUGUAAAUCCCAUCGUCGCUUUGAUGCUAAUUCACGACAGUCCGGAUCCAUUCCAUCAUGGAUUUUCAAAGCCAAUCACGUUUACAGUACAUCUAACCACCCCUGCAACAGAUCUCCCAAAUGCAAAUCUAACGUGUGAGUUUAAUACGGACAGUAGCGGCGUCGGUGAUAUAAAGUCCGUAACUGGUGACGUUACGAGCUCAAGCAAUAUAACGUAUACGAAAACAUUUAACGGCGGUAAGAAUUACACGGUUUCAGUAAACUGCAGUAAUUUAAUGGAUGAUGAAGUGCUAACCUUAACAGACACAUUUCGCAUUUACUUCGAUUGCUGGGGAGCAGAGCAGUAUUUCUCAAACAUUUACCAAACGCAUACUGGAGCAUUGGUAGCUAAAACAAACGAAGCAAAGCAGAUAAAGGCAGACGUCAUCUUGACCGGAAACUGUAAUGGUACGCUAAAACACCACUUUACAUUGUACAAAGUAGAUAAUAUCACUGAAACAUUCGACCGAAACUUGACAAGUAGUAGUGCCACCAGUCUAAACAUUCCGAAAUUUGAUAUACCACAUGGUCUUUAUAAACUGAAGCUUACAACAUACUUUACUGGAAUAGACCCUACUCCGGUGUUGUCAGACUUCAUUUAUCUAAACUAUACAUUACCACCGUUGAUUCCAUCAUUGGCUGUGGACGGUUCUUUCAACGCAAUGAAAACAAUUAUCACUACUGCAGAGGUUGUCAUUAACAGUUCCCAGUCGAGUGACCCAGGUUUUCCUAAUUCUGUGCAGCUCAAUAGGCAAUGGAAUUGUAAAACAGGAGUCAGCCUCUCCGAAGCAGACGUGCUUGCAUUCAUGAGCCAAGAAGACAUUAGCGAUUUUCCUGAUAAUGCAAACGCAGCUUGUCUAUUUUCCAUUGUUCCAGAUGCUGUUCAAUUUACAAUUCCUCCGAACACAUUAUCAACACAAUGGUAUAUUCUAACGCUGACUAUAACAGACGACAAUAUCCCUCCUUCAAGAAGAUCGACAAAGGCACAAGCAAUAUUGGGUGCUGACCAGGAACCGCUUACACUUGAGUUACAGUGUAUAUCAAACUGCUAUCCAGGUUCUUCUAACAUUGACACCAUAAUUCUGAAGGACCUCCAGUUAAAUGUAAAGGUAGAAACACCUGGACUGCAGAAUAAGUCCAUGGGCUAUCAGUGGGCCUUUAAAGCGAGUAAGGCAGAUUCAUCCUACGAUGACAAAACGGAAAAUAUCAAUGACACUUCCAAAAUUGGAGUCAAGAUAUCCAAGGAAUUACUAACGGAAAUGAUUGGAAAUAACUACACAAAGUUCAUCGUUUCUUGUACAGUAACAGCACAAAACUUUGCACUAACAACUGUAUCCCAGAUCUACAAAAUGAACCUGCCUCCAUACAAUGGCACUUGCGCGUGGAGUGGAACAAAUGAAACAGUAACGGCUAGUGUAACAGAGGUUUGUUUUGAGUGCAUGUUUUGGGUAGACGAAGGUGAGAAGUCUGAAAGAGAUAUAAGUGACACGGGCGGUACAGUGCAGUACGCCGGAGUUCAGUUAUAUCUCAACGAAGAAAACGAAGUUAAUAACAGUCAUGGAGCUACAGAACAUCCGUAUUCAGCGAACCCUAAACAGUGUUUUAAACUGCUGAAGUCACCUGUAGAAGCGGUUACAAAGACAAGAGUUCAAGCUAGAAUUCGAGAUAUAUACCAGCUGCCAUACGCCUCUGUAAUACUCCCAGACCUUGUGAUAGAACCUGCAGUUCCGAAGAAUGCCAGUGGUGAAGCGGGUGUCAAGAAAAUCGAAGCGAUGUUGGAGAGCAACUCGAAAACCAUGGAAAAUGCCCUUAAAACUAAUGAUAUAGAGGGCACUGCAGCCGCAAUUUUAAUAAUGGCUGAUGCUCUUCCUGAGGGACCAGAAGGAAAGGAGGCGAUCGCACCAGAGGAAAACGAGCCCGACACUGGAGGCCUCAUCAUUGCUACUGACGAAGAUGGUGAGCCCAUCUCGGCAAACAAGGCAAUAGGCAGCUUAGCUAAACAAGAGGUAGAUCCAGUGCUCACCAAAUGCAAAGAGGCGAUGGUAGACUUUGUCGAUGCUCUUCUCAAUACGUCAACUUCACAGAGCGAAGAGACAAAACGAAAUCCUGUUUCACAGUUACAGGUCGCAAAUGCAGUCGCGGGUGUUGCAAAAGGAAAGAAACAUUUAAAUGAGAGCUCACUGUCCACGAUGAAGGAUAUCGUAACAGGUAUUUUUGUUAACACUGAAGAGGUAGACAGCGGCAGUCCUGACGGAGAAAACUUUCUUAAAGGAGCAAUAAAUAUGAUGGCCGUGGUAGCCAGUGCUAUGGCACCCUCUGAUCUUGCCGGUGUACAAAAAGAUGCAUCUUUAGCGGCCGAAAGGGCUCGCAGUGAAGCAGAAGCAUUGUUUGCUAAUGAAGACACACAAAAACAAGUCGAAGAGGGAAAAUUAAGCCCUGCUGAAAUGCAAUUUAUUAAAUCCGUUUUAGCCAAACGGCAGAAGGAAAGUGUAAAGAAACGACAAGACUUGUGUAAUGAAUACUCCAAGAAAAAAACGGCGUACCAAAUGAACAUUGUGCGCAAUGCAAAAAUCAGUGAUGGGUCAGAUAACUCUAUAGGCGCUGGUGAUGCAAGAGCAGAUAUGACUCGGGAUACUGGGGAAAAUCUAGCAAACAAAACAGUGCAAUCGGCCACAUCAAGCGCAAACUAUCCAGGUUUGGCCACAGGAGGGUACAAAAAGACAACUGUAGCGAUUUUUCAUCAGUCGUCUGUUUCACGUAUUGAUAACAGCGACUACGCAGGGGCAAUUUCGUCUGGAGAAAGUACGUUAGUAAUUGAUACAGAAGGGGAGUUGCCCAAGGGACGCGUGAAGCUAACACAUAAGAUUGGACAAGUAAGCCUCCAGCCGGUAGAGUUGUUCAACAAUGAAGAUGACGCGUCAAAGUUCACAUAUUUUCUAGUUAAUGUCAAAACGACGUUUGACGACCUGAAUUUCAAUAUUAAGCCUGAUCCUGAAUCGGGCUUGCUCGCAGAAAAAUUCAGAAUAUACAUCCUAUAUAUAGAAUAUAUAGAUCAGAUGGAAACUCUAUUUGUGUCGAAAACAACAUUCACUUACACGAAGGAGUGUGACGCAAGUAACUGUGUGGUGCAGUUUAAACCUGAGGAGCGAGGCCCAAAUGCUGGUGUCUACAAGGUCGGCAUUGAGACAAUUCAUAAAGAAGAUAGCAACAGUACAGCCCGAAGGAAAAGAUCAGCUUUCCUUACCAAGAAUGAAACAAUUCAAUUCGGUACAGCCACAAUGGCUUGUAUGACGUGGGAUGAUAGUACAGACUCGUGGAGAUCGGAUGAAUGCGAGGGUACCUGGAAGCCGGACACGGGCGAGCUUGACUGUGAAUGUAAACCUAAGAAAGCGCUUACAUUUGCCAACUCUUUUUAUGUGGCCCCAAACAAGAUAGAUUUCAGUUCAGUGUUCUUGAAGUUCUCGCCCUUGAACCAGGCUGCUGUCAUGGCAACUCUGAUUCUGAUUUUACUUAUUUACAUCAUCAUUGUCAUAUGGACGAGGCGUCAAGACAGGAAAGAUCUACUGAGGUGGGGUAUCACACCACUGUCAGAUAAUUUCAGUGAAGACAACUACUUCUAUGUGAUUAAAGUGUUUACCGGCAUGCGACCUGGUGCCGGAACGAGGUCUAGGAUUUGUAUGGUGAUAUGUGGAGAAGAGAUGGACAGCGGGGUCAGGGAACUCUAUGACGGUGUUAGAGAUGAAUUUUCAACCGGAAGUGUCAUGAACUUCCUUAUGUCAACGACUGUGUACCUGGGCGACCUGGAUUACAUUCGAAUCUGGCAUGAUAACUCUGGUGGUGGUAGCUAUGCUUCCUGGUAUUUGAGCAGAAUGGAGGUGCAUGAUGUCCAGCGUAAUGAGUCGUUCUCGUUCCUCGGUGAACGGUGGUUGGCUGUCGAGAAAGAAGAUGGUCUGCUUGAAUGUGUCCUCCCUGUCUGCAAGUCAGAGAAUCUUAAUGUGUUCAAGAAUCGUUUUUUCAUGAAUGCGAAAGACAACCUUGCAGACAGCCAUAUAUGGAUCUCUGUGGCAUACCGCCCACAAGCCAGUAACUUCACCCGUACUCAAAGAGCAUCAUGCGCCCUGUUGUUUGUCAUGCUUACCAUGAUAGCAAAUGCAAUGUUCUUCAAAGGAUCAAACGAGGACAACUAUGAAACCCCAGCAGAACUUCAAGUUGGCCCGUUUAGAUUUUCACUCCAGCAGAUAUAUAUAUCAUUUGUUUGUGCUUUGAUAGUCACUCCAGGGACCUUGCUUGUUAUAUACCUAUUCAAACUGUCCAAAGUCAAGUUGGAUCCCAAUGCAACGGUUUUUCAAGCCAAUGACAAAUCGAGUCGUUAUAAGAUACCGUUCAUGAACAACUGGUUGGAAAACGAACAGAAACGUAGUGUGGAGCUGGAGAAACACUUGGUUCAAAAAGGGUUACCGAACAAUCAAGGGUUCGCCUUACCGCACUGGUGUAGAAAUCUUGCAUGGUUCAUCGUUCUGGUGACGUCGUUCAUCUGCGCUUUCUUCAUAAUGUUGUUCAGCAUGGAGUGGGGCAAACAGAAGUCGGAAGAAUGGAUUGCGACCUUCUUACUUUCCUUCUUCGAAUCGGUGUUCUGUCUGGAUCCAGUUAAAGUGGGAAUUAUGGCUUUGGUGGUAGCACUUAUAUGUCGUUCUACAAAAGAUUUACAGGCUCCCGUGAACAGAAGCACGAUAAUGAAGAGAUACUCAUCAAAUCUCCGAGGAAAAUCGAAAGGCUUGCGUCUUCCGGCACCACCCCUGGAUCAAAAGAAGCUUGAGAAAGCCCGAGAAGAGAAGCAAAGAGAUGUGUUGAUGAAAAGGGCGAUGCGUGAUAUCAUCACCAAUAUAGUUAUCAUUUGGAUCUUGUUCAGCAUCAGCUACAGCAACAGGGAUACGAGGUCGUUCUAUAUGCAUAAGGAAGUUGUUAACACGCUACUCGAACCCAUCAAUAAGCCAUCAUUCUCUUCGAUAAGAACCACAGAGGACUUCUUUGACUGGUUAAAUAACACUGCUAUUAUCAAUGCAUUCCCGGAGUAUGAGAAAGAUGCGGAUAGUACGCCGUUACAUUGGAGAGUGCGUCAAUUUACGGAAGGAGGAUCUCAUUUUAGAGUUGGUCCUCCGAGGCUGCGGCAAGUUCGAACAACAAAAGAAUCAUGUACAAAUUCCCCAUUCCCAACUGAAGACUGCUUCAAAAGAUACUAUGAACCGACUGAGGAAACCAAAUCUUACUGCAUCGGAUGGAAAGCAGGCUCGUGUGAUCCCGACGAAGAAUUAUAUAAAUAUUCAUCAGACGCUUGGAAGUUCACAUCAGCUUUUGAUAUUUGGGGCAUGCCAAUAUCCGGCUACUAUACCACUUAUGGCGGUGGUGGUUAUAUCUCUAAACUCAGCGUCAACAGGAAAGUGAGUCUGGAUAUUCUAGACGAGCUGUACCAGAACUCCUGGGUGGAUAGACAAACCAGGGCUGUACUAUUUGAGUUCACUCUCUACUGCUUAAAUGCAAACAUUUUCACGUACAACAUGUUCAUGGUGGAGUUUCCGGAAACAGGUGGCGCUAUGCCGUAUUACAUCAUAUUCCCAAUGCGUGUUUACCUUCACCAAGGACCACUUGGUAUAUACACUUUAGCUUGUGAGGUUUUGUUUGUCUUGUACGUCAUUAUUUUGACCGUAAUGAUGAUUGUGCAAUUCGUACGACAGAAAAAAGACUUCUUCAAAAAGGGAUGGCAAAUAUACGACCUUGUAUUCAUCAUUCUUGCAUACGUGGCAAUGGUAAUGAACAUAGUUCAGGUCGUAUUUACAAAUAUGAGUUUGGAUGUAUUCCGGGAAGACAAAAAAGCGUUCGUCAACUUUUAUCACUUAGCCAUAUGGAAUACAAUCCUCGUCUUAUUAAUCGGUCUCCUGGUUUUCAUGGCAACGCUUCGAAUGUUGAACAUUCUUGGUUAUAACAAAAGAAUUGGUGCCGUGGCAAAAGUGUUCACGAAAGCAGCAAGCGAUCUUCUCUGGUUCGGCUUAUUCUUCUCAUACGUUUUCACCUGUUAUGCGGCAUUCGGAUUUCUUCUGUUUGGAUGGAAGCUAAAAUCCUACAAGAAUGUCUUCAAAACAAUGGGAACGCUGUUCAUAAGCAUGAUUGGAAAGAGCCGUUUCACAGAAAUCGAGGAAACAGAUCCUGUGUUCUCGAAAGUCUACUUCAUGUGCUUCAUCUUUUUCGUGGUCUAUAUGAUCUUAACGAUGUUUUUGGCUGUGCUGUCCAAAGCGAUAGAUCAAGUUCAUCAAGAUACGAAGAGAGACAGAAGUGAGGAAAUGGUGGACUAUGUUAUCAAGAAAAUGAGAGGGUUAAUGACGUACGGAGGUACGGCAAAGAAAGGAUCAGUAAAACCGGCUCCUUGGAAUCGUGAACCAUCGGCUUGGAGUCAUAAACACAGAGCAGGUCAAUUCACAAAAGCAACAAAUCGCGAAAUCCUGCAAGAAAUCCGGGAAACAAUGAACGAGGCUUUAACAGUUGACCCAAGAGACUUCAAGACUCCAGAUGUUGAACACAGCAAAAGGAAAGUAAAGUUUCGGCGUUAGAUGUCAGCUGUUGAGCGCUCAGUCAAUGAUAAAGACAGUUUGUUAGAUGUGGUUUACAUACAACACGGAUGCUUUUUGCAAACAUUAAUAUAUUUAUAAACAUUGAUGUUAACUUGUGUUAAACGAACGAAAAUAAUAUUGUAAAAUAUCUUCCUUUGACUCGAGGCCUUUCAAUGAAAAGUGGUCAUAAAUAAUGAAGUGUUAAAAAUUUCAUCUUCAUCAAACACUGUUAGAAAAGCAUACGUGCAUCAAGUAAUAUUACUUCAUUUUUUCAGUAUUUAAUACACAUCUCUAUAAUUUAUUAUUACAACAAGAAGGUGAAUGUCUUGGCAUCAGUUCAAGUCUUCAAGGGACGUAGAAUAUUUAGAGUAAGCAAAUCAAAGACCAGUCUCUUUUAAACGGACAUCGAAUAAGUGAGAAAAUAUGAAAUUGAGAUUAAACAAAGAAUCGAAAUGUAAAAAAAAAAUAUGUUAAGAGGAUGCGAAACAUACUUUUAAAUUCAUUUAAAUCAUCAGAAUGUGAUGCAGUCUUACAUACAGCUAACACAACUUUACAAAUUGCGUCUUGUAAGCUUACCAAUCUUUCACACAGCUAACGCAAUCUUACAACAACAAAUAGUCAUGCAAUUUUUUAAGAGGAAAAAGCUUGCAUACAGGUCAGACAUCACCAGUAGGUACCCCAUCGCCACUCAUAUCCCAACACACACGCACGCACGAAGGCACGCACGCACACUUUGAAAAUGUAACUUUAUUAUACUAGCACUUUAUACUUAUUGCUUUUGAACAGCGUUUAUGUAAUUUAAUUUAAUUUAGGUCCUACUCAUUAAAUUAUAUAUUGCAACUACAAAAUGAUCAAUUUAGCUGAUACAUUGACAUGUAACACUUACUAUCAUAUUACAAGCGUAACACGUGAAUGAAUGCAAUGAAGCCAUCUAUUAUUCAGAAACAUACAAAGUUGAAAUCAAUAUGAAAUAUGUGUUCAAAUGACAUGACACCUCAAUAUUUUUUUAUAAAGUUAAAGAGGACACUUGGGUGAAAUUAAACCUAAAUGAAAAUUAUUUUGUCAUCAAAAAUAAUUAUAUCGACAGAGUUUUUUAAUAAGAUAAAUUAUGGUUAAUAAAAGAAAAUCAAUUACCAGAAUCCAUUUCCUAGCUUUUACUUUUUUCAGUGGUAUAUUGUCCGUCAUACUUUAUAAAUUAUCCUCCGUUUACUGAAUCAGACUAGCAUCUGUCAAAAAUAAGAAUAAAAGUAGAAUCCCCCCUCGAAGCAUUAUGCAAAUCGAACAAGAGCCACACACCACAGGCAACAAGACCCAUACAGCAAACGCAGCCAGGGCCAUACAUAAAAUGUAACCAUGUCCAUAUAUCAAACAUUAUCUGGGUCAUACAUCAAGCGUAACCAAAGCCAUACGUCAAACGCAACCAUGGCCAUACACCAAACGCAACCAAGGCCAUACACCAAACGCAACCAGGGCCAUACAUCGGAAGAAACUAAGGCAAUACUUAAACCGCAAACGGGGCCAUACACCAAACGCAACCAUGGCCAUACACCAAAUGCAACUAGGGCCAUACAUCGAAAGAAACUAAGGCAAUACUUAAACCGCAAACGGGGCCAUACACCAAACGCAACCAUGGCCAUACACUAAACGCAACCUGGGCCAUACAUCGAUAGAAACCAGGGCAAUACAACAAACGCAACCAUGGUCAUAUAUCAAAAGCAACCCGGGCCGUACAUCAAAAACAACCAGAGCCAUACAUAAAACGAACGCAACAAGCGUCAUACAUCGAAUGCACCAUGGAUCAUACAUCAAACACAGCCACAUCUACCAGUGUCACUCAUUAAACGCAGCCAUGCCCAUACAUCAAACACGAGAAGAGUAACACAUC
Messenger RNA from Mercenaria mercenaria, 9986 nucleotides. RefSeq lists its product as uncharacterized. Bases 155 to 8101 code for a protein of 2648 amino acids. Gene Ontology annotation, cellular component: membrane. Gene Ontology annotation, biological process: detection of mechanical stimulus. The record is from RefSeq and is a predicted model, not a curated record. NCBI's taxonomy places the organism in Eukaryota, Metazoa, Mollusca, Bivalvia, Venerida, Veneridae. The transcript has 31 exons. Gene Ontology annotation, molecular function: calcium ion binding; protein binding; calcium channel activity.